AUGGAGGCCGAGCUCAAACACCGCCAUGUCGGCAAGACAAAUGGAGCCCCCGUCCCCGCGGCCCAGAUGCCGACGAAAGAAGAUGUUCUCACCGAGGUCCAUCCGCACCCUUCCGGCGAGAUCAAGCAUAGUCGAUACGUCCAAUGGUUCCGCGGAGUGACCUUGGUACUCUUCCUUGGGCUGUCCUGCGUUGCGAUCUUCUUGACGCAGCUUAUCGGCUCGCCGUUGUAUCUCUAUGACCAGGAUAUGUUCUACGCGUAUAUGGCCCUGACCAAGCAGUCCUUUGCACUCGUGACCAUGUCCAUCACUCAAUGGUGGGGCCCCACUGUUGUCCGCAUCAGCGGCGAUACCUCUGUCGCUGGUCAGAUCCACCUCACCAAGGAUGGAAGGGUCGAGUUCAGCUUCCCGGAGCGCAUAGUUCUAGUCGCGAACCAUCAAAUUUACACGGAUUGGCUCUACCUUUGGUGGGUUGGGUACGCCAACAGCCCCCAGAUGCACGGCUACAUAUACAUCAUUCUCAAAGAGUCGCUCAAGCAUAUCCCCAUCCUGGGCCAUGGUAUGAUGUUUUACGGCUUCAUCUUCAUGUCCCGCAAGAUGGCAGUCGAUCAGCCUCGUCUCGCCCACCGCCUGCAGAAGCUCAAGCAGGAACACACCGCCCCAGAUGGCAGCAAGUACCUCAACCCCAUGUGGCUUCUACUUUUCCCGGAAGGCACCACAGUCACCAAGAACGGCCGGUCCAAGUCUGCUAAGUGGUCCGAGAAGACGGGCUACAAGGACCCGGAACACGUACUGUUGCCCCGCAGCACUGGCACCUUGUUCUGCUUGAGGGAGCUCAAAGGAACGGUAGACUACGUGUAUGAUUGCACUGUUGCGUAUGAGGGUAUCCCCCGCGGCCAAUAUGGUGAGGACUACUUUGGCCUCGCAACUACCUACUUGCAAGGCCGUCCACCCCCAUCCGUUAACUUCUACUGGCGCCGAUGGCGUGUCGACGACAUUCCUCUCGAGGACGCUGCUGAGUUCGAUGAGUGGCUCCGCGCCCGCUGGUAUGAGAAGGACGCUUUGAUGGAAGGGUAUCUCCAGACCGGCCGGUUCCCCGUUCUACCGAUGACAUUGGCACGGAAGGCUAUGUCGAAACAGCCCUUUCUCUGGGGCCUUCUAAUUGCCGCUAGGGUGAGCUUCGUGGAAGUCAAGGAGGGGGCGUCCGCCUAA
Messenger RNA from Parascedosporium putredinis, 1209 nucleotides. NCBI's taxonomy places the organism in Eukaryota, Fungi, Ascomycota, Sordariomycetes, Microascales, Microascaceae. The record is from the annotation of a GenBank genome assembly.